AUGAAGUUUCUAACAGACCAACGAAGUGGUCAAAAGCAGUUAUCUGUGAAAAUCGAGAAUAUCUACAAGUUGUGGAAUGGAGGUGGGUUUUGGUUUAUUAUCUUUAAGAAGUUGUCCUCAUUUUUCCAGAUCUUAGUGGUAGCCACGAUCUUUUCGUUACUCACGUUUUACAAUUUUAACUUCUUUGUCAAGACGGACGAAUUUUUCACAUUAGUUUGGUGGAGGUGGACGAUCUUUUCAUUCAUAGCUACCCUCUUUAUGAUCAGUUUUAUUAAUUAUGUCUACACCAUCACUAAACUGUUCAAAAAAUAUUAUUCGACGUAUCGCUAUAUGUCUUCCCCGACAUGUCAACAGAUAUAUAACAUCGAUGAAUGGGACAAUGUCGAUGGACAUGAGGGAAUAGCAGAGAAGUUGAACUUAGACAUAGCGAAGCAAGUCCGUACGGAACUGAACAUCUUUGGGACCGAUGAGAAUGUUACUACUCAAGAGAUUAAACACCGCAUUUUAAGGAAGUUGUCCUUCUCCGAUGAUGUACUUUCAGUCAUCCUCCGAUACGUCACAGAAACCGUUCAAGGGGACUUCACUCUCUCAAACUCUAUCCAGAAAGUCUGUCACACAAAGUACUUUGUCAAAUAUUUGAAAUCUGUUCUGAAUAAGUCCGCACAUGACGUCUUUUUGUAUGCUCCACUUCAAUCGUAUGGCGAAAAUGAGUUCACUUUUGAGCACUUCAGUUACCUCAGAGAUUAUGAAGAGAUGCGUUUUAUCCUCAUCGAGACUGUAAAAAAGAGACUUCGUGCCAACUUCGACCAAAAAGUGUUUUUCAUGUUUGUGAGUGGGAUCUUCUCGAUAGUUAGUGGUGUCAUUGACUUCAUCUUCCUCUCGGAUUACUCCUUUUUCUUGGACAACACUUGGUCGUAUGCUGCGGAAAAGGUCUUCCACUACGUCGGGUAUGACCACUCCUUUCAAUACAAAUUGAAUAAAGCACAGAAACACGCUCAAAAGUUAGUUUCGACGCAGAAGAGUGAUAAGAAGAAGAAAAUGGUAGUGAAGAACUUAAAGACGGUGUUGAUUGGUCUUUUAAUAUUGAUGUUAGGGUUCAGUCUUAAUGGCAACGACUUGCAAUCAAUUACCUUCGACGAGUCGAGUGCACUCGCCUUUUUGAACCCCAUUAAAUCGUUCUUGACAACAGGAAUCAUCUUAUCGAUUGUCAUCUUCUUGUCGCAAUAUUCUUCACAAGACCCACAAUCUGAUGGCAUUAAUGGGAUCCGUGCUAAAAUCGAAUUGAUUCUCGGGUAUCACUUCCCCGUCGACUUGAAUAACAGAAUCGGAGAAAUCACCAAAUUCUACUUCCCGCCAUUUUACAAGACGUAUUUCGACGAGUUACUUGCACCAUUCAGGACAUUUGGGUUAAUGCGGUCAUUAACCGUACGAAGUGCAUUUGGCGAUGGACUGGCUCAUGUAUGGGAAGAACAGCGUUUUUGUGAGGAAAACAGUCCCUAUUGCCAGGCACAAGUGAAUCACUUGCAACAAGAAAUUCGCCUUUGA
Molecule: messenger RNA, 1545 nt
Organism: Entamoeba invadens IP1
Lineage: Eukaryota; Evosea; Mastigamoebida; Endamoebidae
Exons: 2
Coding region: 1-1545 (514 amino acids)
Source: RefSeq, a predicted model, not a curated record